Messenger RNA from Phytophthora infestans T30-4, 7233 nucleotides. RefSeq lists its product as uncharacterized. The record is from RefSeq and is a predicted model, not a curated record. The transcript is spliced from 16 exons. Gene Ontology annotation, biological process: vacuolar acidification. The coding region runs from base 1 to 7233 and encodes 2410 amino acids. NCBI's taxonomy places the organism in Eukaryota, Oomycota, Peronosporomycetes, Peronosporales, Peronosporaceae. Gene Ontology annotation, cellular component: RAVE complex. Gene Ontology annotation, molecular function: protein binding.
AUGGUGUUUCGUGUUGAGGAGUCAAUUGCCGCUGUGUGUGCGCCCUCUCCUAACGCACAGGCAGAUCUGCUCGUCUGCCAGGCCGUGUUCGAGUCAAGCCGAUACCUCGUCUACGCCUCCGACUCGCAGUUGUCCAAAUUCGAACUGUGGCAGGUCUGGAACGCACAAGACGCUGUCCGAUGCGUGCGCUUCAACUCUAGCAAAAAAGCAGCACGUGGUGCGCUGGCAUUGUGUAUCGAUGAGGGCCGUGGUGUUCUACUAAUGCCCGCUAGCGCCACAUCUAGCAGGGCAGCGGCUAUGGCGGAGGUCUCCAGAGCUUCGACACUGGAUGACCGCACAGGACCAAGGUUGGCCUCUUUAGCUUCAGGUAGUGAUAUGAUCCCGAGAUCCGACUACGUGAAGGCUCAUUUAUAUCUUCAUCUGCCUCGAUGGGCCGAAUCUGUGCGCUGGAAAUGUGACGACCGCCUAUUAAACCACUUGGAAUGGGUGGAAAGUGGAGACGACCUUUUUUUAAUUGGAGCUGGAGAAAAGUUGUCCAUUUGGAAGCUCGUGGAUGACUCGGUACAGGUUUAUUUGCAACGCACAGUCACAUUAUCAGGAGGUGGAGGACCUGGCGUGGACCUGAUCCUAUCAGUUGAACCGGUUUGUCACUUUGAUGUGGCUCCAAGUGGGAGAUUCGCCGCUACGGCCGGUAAACAUGACAGAAUCGUGAAGGUGUGGGAUCUGGGGGAGCUAUCGCCGCACGAGGGCGCUCCGAUGUCGAUGUUUCUUGCACAUACCCGAGCUCUAGUGUCAAUGACGUGGUCGAAGGACGUAAAUGUUUACAACGCGCGAUCAACUGUAGCUGCGACGACAGGAGCUUGUGAGAUGUUGUUCACACUUGAUCGAGCAGGUAACAUUUCUAUUUGGAGGAAAAAUGUUGCUCCACACCGUUCCUUUGUGUUGUGGAAGCACUUUUCUGCUGCGGAUUUCUGCGUGUCGUCGCUUGAUGAGGAUGACAGUUUAGAGAGUCGUAUCCGAGUAUUCGGCUUGGUGAAUCACUAUUGGUCGCGAGAAUCAUCCAAGACCGUGUCGUCGAUAAAUGAAGCGUUAUUGAGCGAAAGCACAGUGACGGACGCACUAUGUCUAUUCCACUACGGCUAUGGGUCGCUAAACGAAGCACGUCGGAAUGAAUUGGUUAGUCAGCGCAUGGAUAGUAUUACUCAAAUGAAUACUAAGCUAUUAGGCGAUCGGAGCGGUGCGCUGGCAGAUACUUCUGUGGGAGAAGCUAUUAUUUGUGGAAACGUAGCGUUGGAGAAAUCGUUUGUGGUGAAUUUACUCUACGGGGUGCUUGAUAAUGGCGACUUGUGCCUCUAUCGUGAAGAGGCAGCUCCCUUCACGGGUUCAUCUCCUAAGUUGUCGCUUCUUCUCAGUUAUAAUGGACUUCGCGAACAUCUUGUUGACGCACAUGUGUACAGUGUCAGCUCGUCUGAUUACCAAGCCAGUGGCUCAGCAGGAUUCUUUGUGGAGGUAUUGUUUCAGCAGAAGAAAGCUGAAAGCUGUCUGCAUUAUGCGAGACUAAAGCUUGAAGUCAAAAGCACUUCUGGGAGAACCCGCAGGGGCUCUAUCUCCUAUUCAGUUCAGAACUGUGAAGUCUGCGCUGUAUGCCGUAGCAUGAUGAGCGAGUUGGCCGUGAAGAUUGCUAUGACAAACAUGGGCGGACGACUUAACGUCUUUCUGGCAAGCGGGUCGUUGCGGAGGCUCGACGUCGCUUUUCGCUCGAGAAUCGCCGACGCUGUUGGCCCCGUCACACACACAGCUUUGUUCGAAGAGCGGGGAGCACUGUAUCUGCUUAUCGGUGGGAAGCUGCACGCUGCAAUGUCCUCGUUUUCGAUUGCGGCGCAUGAUGAGCUGACACUUACAGCAUGCUAUAUGGAUGAAAGUAACGAUUUCGAAGAGCUGGAUGAGUUGAUUUCCGUGGGAGUUCCCGAAUCUGUUAAGAGCGAGUGGUCAAACAGUUCGUCAUUCUUCACGCAACCAUCGACGAGCAACCCCACGAAGGAUUACAGUAUGGUUGUUGGUGCUCAUAAAGGAGGAAGAAGACUCACUAUUUGGGUUUUCUCGUUCGGCAUAUCAAGUGUUGGGUCGGGAGCUUCCUCUGUCCAGCUAUUUCGAAAAACGACAGUCGACUUACCUGGAACCAGGUUACUGAGUAUCGCUAGCGUCCCGCUGGUGAACUUGUUUGCAGUCACAUUUGCUAGCUUUGACACGGACUCGCAGCUGACCUUAUGGACAUUUACCGACCUCGACAACUUACUUGAAGUGAAAGCUGCUCACCGAGUCGACACUGGCGCAUUAAUGAGAAUGGCCAGCCAGGCACAAAGGUCGCACAUGGAGUUUCAUCUCACUGAAGAACAGUUCGUAUUCAAGCAUUUCAGCUUCAGCUGGUGCGGACGAGUGGCUAUUUUGUUUGAAGGAGGUAAAAGUGAAGCUGACGAUAAGAUUUGCUUCUUGCCUGCUCUGGAGAGCUCCUCGGAAGGACUUGUAGAGGUCCCACGCAAGCAAUUUGGCCAAGUAAUGUCGCUGGAGUGGACUCCACCGGUAACGCCAGAGCGGGACUGCGAGCUUCUUUUCUUAUCGUCUACAACCAUUGGCAUGCUGAAGUUCGAUUGCACACUGCCAAGAAACAAGUGGAGUAUCGCCUGGUCGUCCAGUCGCUUAAGUGUGCGACCCGAAAACAUCUCGUCACUGUCAAGUUAUCCCUACGGACUCCUCCGUGUCGGAUCCAGUGUAGCUCAUCUCAACCUACGAGAUAUUGAUGGAGCUGGAUCGUCAUCACUGUACCUCCCAUUUGCAUCGUCAGUGAACCCUCGUGGACAGCCCUUCAGCUCUCAGCCACCUUCAAAAGCAUUUCCGGCGUACCAUCCAAUCACGCUGAUGUACCUGCUUGCUCGUGGGUCAUUUGAGACACUUGAGAGAAUUCUUGAGUAUGUGAAGGUAAAAAUUGUGGAGCACGAAGAAACAUGCUAUCUACGAAUGUCGGACGACUCGGUGCUGCGAAGUCUGCCUUUGCUCUCAUUGUCAAAGUUGCUUGGAGACCCUACGUCCACUGGAAGCACGACUGACGAGCGAUCGGAUGUCUACCUGAGAGGAAAGGGAUACAAGGCGACUAGCGAUCUAUUUGCGAUGGACUUUGGGGCGUCUCGUCGAUAUGGAGCUACUGCAGGUGGUGCGGAUCGUGCAGACAUGCUGUUUGCUCCUCAAACUUCAGCUUUGGCCGAUUCAUCCGCCGGUCAAACCACCGAAACAUCGACGUCGAAGCUGGAAACGGACGAUUUCUCCAAGUUCUUUAGUGAACACAAAGGUUCUUUGACGUUUAUGACGCCUCAGGAAUCGGAGGGUUUUCUCACGAUCGUUGCUGGUAUCAAGAAGACCAUAAGCUGGGAGCGUGACAGCAGUCGUCAGAAAGACGAAGCUGCUCUUCGUUUUCAUGCGUCUUUGUUAUGGCCAGCCAGGGCUGGACUAUGCUCGGCACAAGUCGCUUGGGGAGCGCUCAGUGACUUCCAGCCAGAGCUACUUCAGGAAUGCUUCCCGACUGGAACAAUGAGCUGGAAGGAGAUGAAGCAUUUGCGAUUGCCUUUCUGGCUAAAAAGCUCAGCUAAGCUUGUGCAAUUCACAGAGAAGGUGGCACAGGCUGAGUAUGCAGCUAACCGAGACCCGUUUGCGGUUGCUGUCUUCUAUGUACUCUUAGGCAAAACCACUCUGUUAGCGAGUCUGUUUAAAAUGGCUAGCGAGUCUCGAAUUUCUGAGCUUCUGAGGAACAACUUUGCAGACUUGCGCUGGAAGAAUGCUGCCAUCAAAAACGCCUAUGUGUUGAAGACGAAGCAGCGCUACGAGCUGUCGGCGGCGUUCUUUUUACUUGGCGGCAAAGUUACGGAAGCAGUCUCGGUGGCUGAGCAGGCUGAUGAGACCCUUGUUUUGUCGUUUUUAAUCGCUCGGAUUGCGGAAAGAUGGGACCUCGGAGGCCAGGAUAACUCAUCGAGCAGCUCUGGUGCGGCAGAUUUCUCACAAGCAUCUUUUAUGGGUCUUAAAUCUAAGAAUGUGUGUAUCGACUUCCUUAGCACCACCGUCUGGACAAAGGCUUCUGAAUGUGGAGAUGUGUACAUGUGCUUCCUAGUGAAGUAUUCCCUGGGGGAGACCAGCACCGCCAUCGAUAUCUUGAUGACACCACCGAUUACGUACUGGUCAGCAUUCGGGAAAAGUCUUCUUGGCGCCUGCGAUCUACUGCGCUUUCUUCGAAAGACUAUUGUGCCGAUGAAGCUCGCGUUGAAGGAGAAAAUUAUAAGGCUGAACACUUCCGCCGUGCUUCGUAUGCAAGAUGCGGGUCUUGGAAUUCCAGCGCUCAUUCACCAGCGUGACGUCGCUUCCUUCGUGCAAGAUUUCCGUCGAGAACGCGCUACAAGCUCCGCUGCAACGGCAUUUUUAGCUUGUCGUCAGCGCAUCUUGGUGGCAGCCAUCGGAAAUCAAGUGGACUUCCUGUAUGCCACGUUCUUGAAGUCAAUGCGCGAAGCAAUGACAACUCCUGCCAGCUUAGCGCCCAGUACACGAUUUGAUCUCGAAGAGCGACUGAACGAAGAGAUUCAAUGCAUUGUACGCCAUGGAGGUGAUUAUGCUUUACCAGGGGUACCAGAAACGAGCAAAGAGAGCUUGGAACACAGGGUUCAGACCGCUGUAGUGGACUCGCUGGUUCACUCUGGUCGUCUUGCUGCAUUGGAUUUCUUGGUCUCUGGGUGGAGUCGUUCUGAGGGUUCAUCACCAAAAUUUGCCUUUACUAGUCCGCUGCCUCGUUUUAUUGAAGUCAUCACGGAGGGAGUCGCUACGGUAGCGUCGGGAGAUCUCAUCUCUGCUGCCGCGGACUCUUUACACACCCGGAAAGUGGAUCAAACGUGCUCAAACUUGUUAGCUAUGGCGACGCGUCUGCUGCUUUGGCUGCAGUAUUAUUAUCUGAAGCCAGCGAAGCAAAGAGCGACGCUACCGAACCGCGAAUUUGUACGCGUAGCAGUUGCAGCGGUCCACAGCGUCAUCUGCAUCUGCUGUCGCUAUCUGAAGAACGCGUGUUGUCUGUACCGUGUGCUUCGUCUCAUCUUCCCACACAAGGACGGAUUGUCUUCCAGCUCUGAGGGGAUGCUGAAUGAUAUUGCCGGCGGGAAUUUAUGUGUAACUUGCACUUCUCUUCGCCGCCCAAGCACGACCCCCACUUCCACUCUAGGAGCGUCAUCGCUCCAGCAAGACAUUCCAGUGCUGUACCAGGCCGUGUGUAUGCUACAGACGGAGCUGGAUGAGUUUACGGCUGCAGUGAAGACGAACAGACUCCAUCACCCGAUACCAACACGCGAUUUUGAGCCCCCACUCUUCUCGUAUUGUUCGUACUGGGGCUUGGUUCUCAUGAUGGCCGCCGACGCCAUGCCAGCUCACAUCUCUAGAAUUGCGGGGCAAGACGUCAUCGCCACCGCAGAGCUGUCCAAGAAACUAGUUGAAGCUUGGAAAAGCUAUAGCAACCGACUCGCUGCAUUUGCCUUGAAGCAUCUGCUGUGCGACUUGGCUAGCUUUUUCUUCAGUCCGUUCUCGUUUUCGCACGGGACGUCAAGCCCAGCUUCCCAAAGUUCGCCUCGAGGGCCAGCCUCUCCAAGUCGUAGUGGUGCUGCGAGUAGCCCUCGCGCAUUCCUCGUCGACGGUCCGGGAUCUCCUCCAUCGCCACAACGAGUGAACAGAAGACAAUUGCUGAAAUGUGAAUGCGAGAGUUGUCCAUGGCUUCUCCUCGUGGAGCUUUUCACCGACAAGAACGAGCUUCUGCUUCGCUUGAAUGCACAACUAGAGUGUUGUAGUGAGAAAAUUGACGAGGCAGUUCGGUGGGGACGACUGCCAGAGCCUGCUUCACGGAAAUCCGCCUUAACCCGCUCGCAGAAGCUGCUUCUAUCGACUGUCGCUGAAAGUGCGUCGACGUUUUCGCGCGCCACUAACCUGACAGACCAGCUUAAGCGACGAAUGGCGUCCAUGCCCACGGCAGCGGCUGUGCACGUGCAGUGCGUGUAUCGCAGCGAGACCAACAUCAAAGCGAUGUGCUUUAACCGUGCCGCUGGUGAAGACGCGGAAGUGAGUGUGUGCAGCAGUAAAGGCAUCUUCCGUGCUAGCUGUAUGGACUACGCCGACGGCAGUCGAUUCCAGUUCAAGGGCAUGUACGCGUCACCACAAACGUCAUUUUUCUCUACUGACGUUCUGGCCACUCGUAACAUUGGACCUCCAUCACCUCUACGAAACCCAGCGCAUCUACUAUCCUCCCCGUUGGACCCCAAGAUGGCGAGUUUUAAGCCUACUGCAGUAGCUUCUCAUCCGUUCUUGCCACUGUUUGUGUCGGGGAAUCACAAAGGCCGUGUGCAUUUGUGGUCCUACGACCGUCUCAGCGCAAUUUGCGCGUUUCAAACCAAGGAUAUUCCGUUUCCAUCCAGUCCGUCGAUGUUAUCCGGUUGGCGAAGUGUGAAGGCGCUAGAAUUCGACAAUCUCGGCCAGCAGCUUGGCGCAGUGGAUGCCAUGGGGCAUUUGUUCAUGUGGAAGUUUUCUGAGCUAGAUCGAGCUCCAUAUUACCGCGAGAUCGUGUGUCAUGAUAAGGGCGCCAAGGGACUGGUAUUCCUCAACUCAAGCAGCACCCUCGCCACCGUUGGAACUUCAUCCGAGAAGAGAAAUGUGUGCGUGUGGGAUACUCUGCUGCCGACUUCCAAGGCUCUUGUAUCGACCCCAGCCUGUCACCCAGCAGGCGCCACCUCAGUCGCGUUUUCGUCGACGCACCAAUUGCUCAUUACGGGAGGUGCAGGGGGCGCGUUGAGCAUUUUCGACAUGAGACAGCGUCGAGUUUUGCACACGAUCUCAAACGCACAUGAGACUCCGAUUAAGACGAUCGUAAUGCAUCCAAGCGGAGACUGUGUGCUGUCCGGGUCAGCCAGUGGUGACGUCAAGAUCUGGUCCUUGCCGAUAUUCCGGGAGGUCGCUUUUUUAAGCAAGGUACACCUCAAGCCUUCGUUCCUGGGCGACGCGGCCACGAACUUCCUUAGCGAUGCGGCGUCCAAUGUGGCAAUUAACGUGACAAAUUCUUCGUGGGGAGUGACCGAUGCUGUCGCCACGAAAGACGCAUUUUAUACGAGCGGCACGGAUGGGUCCAUCCAGCGUCUCAAAGUGCCUUCAUUGGGGACGCGUCUCUAA